This is a messenger RNA of Lipotes vexillifer (Yangtze River dolphin), 484 nucleotides long. RefSeq names its product complement component receptor 1-like protein. The record is from RefSeq and is a predicted model, not a curated record. NCBI's taxonomy places the organism in Eukaryota, Metazoa, Chordata, Mammalia, Artiodactyla, Lipotidae. The annotation marks the transcript as partial. The transcript has 4 exons.
AUGGGAGCCACUUCUCCGAGGAGCCGGGAGCCUCUCCUGCCGCCAGCGUUCCCUACCUUCUGUCCCGGAGGAGCCCUCCUGGCGGUUCUGGUGCUGCUCGCGCUGCCGGCGGCCUGGGGUCAGUGCCAAUCCCCGGUGCACCUUACAUUUGCCAUGCCUACAGAACUGAUUGACAAAGAUGAGUUUCCUGUUGGGACAUCUUUGAAGUAUAAAUGCCGCCUUGGUUACUACAGAAGAGUGUUCUCUAUCACCUGCCUGCAAAACUCUGUCUGGUCAAGCCCUGAAAACAACUGUAGGCGUAAAUCAUGUGGAUCUCUCCCAGAGCUCAUAAAUGGCAAAAUGGACAUCAACAAAGACACCCAGUUUGGAUCAACUGUUAAUUAUUUUUGUAAUGAAGGAUACCGACUCAUCGGUAAAUCCUCUGCUGCAUGCGUCAUCUCUGGCAACUCUGUCACCUGGGAUAAUGACCCACCUAUUUGUGAGA